Molecule: messenger RNA, 1420 nt
Organism: Dermacentor albipictus
Lineage: Eukaryota; Metazoa; Arthropoda; Arachnida; Ixodida; Ixodidae
Source: RefSeq, a predicted model, not a curated record
CUUUUUUUGUACUUUUCUUUUCAGUGCAAAGAACACGUGGAGCGGUCUCAUGUCGUACGCCGCAGUGCUCUUCUUCGUCGUCAUCCUUAUCUUCGCUGGCGUAUUCAUGAUACUAAAGCAAAGUGACGAUACGAAGAACACGGAGUCGGUGGACGAUACUGAGCCUUCCGCAGCCUCGGCCAUGCAUCCCAUGGCGAACUUGGCCAGUGCCCUCACAAACGACUCCGAACAAGGGCCACAGUUGCCGCAGACACCGUUCGUGUGCACGGUCGGCCUGUCCUUGGACUUCUUCAAUCACACGGGCCUGUUGCGCCAAGACGGCCUGUGCGACUACUUCAUCUUCCACUCGACCUUCGUGCGCGACGCCGGGGGCCAAGCCGACCUGUGGAACGGGCGCAACUACACGCGCGCCUUCCGCACCUUCCUGGCAUUCGCCAAGGCGGCUCGAAAGACGGCCUACGGCGUGGCUGUCACGCACAGGAAAUCGAGGGACGCACUAAGACAGCUGGGCACCGAGGUGGGCGUACGAGAGUUCAUCGCCUACUGGAACUACGGCGUCCGUCACCACGCUGUUUUGGACGUGCACGAAAGCCGGUCCAGCGGCGUCGGGGGCGUGCGCGCGUCCUUCGCUUUGCUCAAGGCGUUCAAGUUUCUACAGCACGCACAUAUGGAAAACGGUAGCCUCAACCCGGCGAACAUCUUCCUCGGCUGUUCGACGAUACUGUACGAGGAUAGUUUACUGCAUAAAAGUCUCACCGAUGAAUUAAGUCUCCUCCCUGUGGACGUCUUGAUCCUCACCACUCACUUGAUGGCGUCCGAGGACAGCGGCAGGGUAGUCGUUCCCCCCACUGCCCUCAGGUCUCCGGAAGGACGCCACCCGCCGGCCAUUUUAGACGUGGCGCAUCACCUAUCCGAGGCCGAGUACCUGAGCCCAACCACCACUGUUUGCUUUACGCUCACCAUGGCGGUGCUGGCCUACGAUGUGCCCUGGAAAACCCGCGUUGGAGCGUUCUAUGACAAAGGACCCGUGCGAGUGCCCAUAAAAGAGAUGUGCAGGCAUCCGAACUACCCGCAAGAUAUCAAGUACGGAAAUGGCACAGUAAUUGCUCGGUUCCACUCUGCGACGAAGAAGCGCCUCUACCUGUUCGACACGAAAGAGAGCUUUCGCUUCAAGAUGUGCGCGCUCCGCCACAUAUUUCCCGAGCUCGUGCACGGCUGGGCCAUCUUCGACGUGGACCUCGCAGACUACGACGGCACGUGCAACGGCGUUCCGAGAAGCUUCGACCGUGUACGCGCCAUUCGCGAAACCUUCAACGAGUACCUCGAGCUCGGCCGGGAAUGGUCGCCCUCGAGGCCAUGCUGAACCUGCAUGCUCUCCUGAUCGUGCUCGAAAAAAAAAAAAUAUCCCGGAAAGUCGUCA